Messenger RNA from Micropterus dolomieu (smallmouth bass), 1736 nucleotides. RefSeq names its product caspase 9, apoptosis-related cysteine peptidase (gene casp9). The coding region runs from base 86 to 1387 and encodes 433 amino acids. NCBI's taxonomy places the organism in Eukaryota, Metazoa, Chordata, Actinopteri, Centrarchiformes, Centrarchidae. The record is from RefSeq and is a predicted model, not a curated record. The transcript is spliced from 11 exons. Gene Ontology annotation, biological process: proteolysis; regulation of apoptotic process; apoptotic process. Gene Ontology annotation, cellular component: cytoplasm.
UGGACCAAUCACUGACAACGCUGAUGUAAACAAGGAACUGGCUACUGCAACCGAGCACAAAUACGAGAAAUGAAAGUAUUGGAGAAUGGAGGAAAUACAUAGGAAGAUUCUUCAGCGCAACAGGACCAAUCUCGUGAGAGACUUGGACCCAUUAAAUCUCUACGAUGGCCUUCUUGAAAAGGAAAUUUUCACCCAGGACAUGAUCGAUGACAUACGGAGCUCUGGGACCAGACGAGACCAGGCCAGACAGUUAGUCCGGGACUUAGAGACCCGUGGGAGUCGGGCCUUUCCAUUAUUUCUGGAAUGCCUUCGGGAGACGGGUCAGCACAGUUUGGCAGAGCUCCUGCAGAAUGGAGCUCCAGCAGUUCAACCACAGCCUGCAGCACCCACUCAGAUUGUUCACACUGUUGUCUUGCCCCUCCCAAUCUCCUCUCCAAUGGAUGUUGAUAAGCAAAGAAAAGAUGACGUCCCAGUCUAUCCAGUACAGAGACCCCAUACUACUCCCAGUCCAUCACCUGAAAGGGAGUACAUAAGACCAAGUCCCCAAGGCAGAACUCGACAGGAUAGUAUUCAGAGCUACAAAAUGGAUGCCAGCCCAUGCGGACAUUGCCUCAUCAUAAACAACGUGGAGUUUGAACCUCAGAGCGAGCUGAGCAAUCGCAAAGGGUCCAACAUAGACUGUGACAAGCUGGAGAGAAGAUUCAAGAAACUGAACUUUAUUGUGGACGUUAAGUCCAACCUGAAGCAAAAGCAAAUCAAACAUGCACUGUCAGCUUUGUCUAAGAAGGACCAUUCACAAUAUGACUGCUGUGUUGUCAUCAUGCUGUCCCAUGGGACUGAGGUGAGUCACAGCCGCUUCCCUGGUGCUGUGUAUGGUGUGGAUGGACAGUAUGUCCCAGUUCAGCACAUCACAAACUACCUCAAUGGCCAGCAUUGUCCAUCGUUACAGAGCAAACCCAAACUUUUCUUCAUCCAGGCCUGUGGAGGAGGUGAAAAAGACACAGGAUUUGAGGUGUCGCCUGAUGAGGUCCAACCAUCCAUCGGUGGGACUGAUGAUCAGAUGGACGCCAUUCCAAUGUCGUCCAGCAGUGACUCUCUGAGCAUGUCUGAUGAACCGGACGCCAGAGCCACACUGCCCACCCCGAGUGACAUUCUGGUGUCCUACUCUACUUUUCCUGGUUACGUGUCUUGGAGAGACACCCAGUCGGGUUCCUGGUAUGUCGAGACACUGGACUGUAUUCUUGAGGAAAAUGCUGCUACCCAUGACUUGUCCACAAUGUUGAUGAUGGUCAACAAUGAAGUCUCCCAAAUCUCUGCAAAAGGGCUCUACAAGCAAAUGCCUGGUUCCUUUAACUUCCUCCGCAAACUUCUCUAUUUUCAAAGCUAGCCAUAAACAAAGAGUUAAUUUAACACUUCUCAGUUUCACUUUCAGGGAAUGCUAUGUAUGUAUGGUAUGGAGUAAAAUUUCUUGGGCUUAUGUCUCUGGCAGAGUUGCAAAGUGAAUGAAUUUGCUUAAUUGUGGUUGUACUUUUUAGUGGCUUAAUCAUGUCUUACUGUACAUUUCUGUUGUUUGUCGUGUCUUGCUGUUUUUCAGUUAAGGUUUUUAACUGUAAUUGUUUUUGAUAUCCUUGCUGUCUUAUCAACACAUAGCAGCUGUACAUUUUCAAGAGUGGACAAUCAACAUAAUGUUCAAUGUGUACUCUGCAAAUCUAUAUAAAAUACUUUGGUGACUCUUA